This is a messenger RNA of Colletes gigas, 718 nucleotides long. RefSeq lists its product as uncharacterized. The transcript is spliced from 5 exons. NCBI's taxonomy places the organism in Eukaryota, Metazoa, Arthropoda, Insecta, Hymenoptera, Colletidae. The record is from RefSeq and is a predicted model, not a curated record. The coding region runs from base 1 to 690 and encodes 229 amino acids.
AUGAAUUCUAGAAUAUGCAAUUUCCUAAUUUCGUUUUGGUUACAUUUAUUCUUUCAAUGGUCCGGCGCUAUCACAGAAAACAGUUUUCCCAUAUCGAAAGAGCUCCUGACCUACAGAACGAUAUCAACCUUUCGGAAAUAUUGUACGUGUCCAAUGAUUUAUUCGUGUUCCUGCUGUCAGACUGUGAUUAUCUUACGUACUAAAGCUGAAAAAAAUCUUUGCGUGAAUGUUGCUUAUCAAAGGAAUGGAUUAAAUUUCAUCGUGAUGUUGAAUUCCAACAGUAUACAAAUCAGAAGCGUUACGGAUUAUAAACCGUUCAAGUUCUGCGUUAAUGUACCAGGAUGUUUUUUUUCAUCCGCCUGUGUUAACGUUUUGGAGCUUAAUCAGUUUUCCAGGUCCAUUACGGUUUGCCUUCGAUUAGACGUUCUCUCUAAAAAACGACACUGGCAGAUGAAUUAUGAUUGCGUUAGCAUAGCAACGAAACAAACAACGAAUGGAACUGAAAUAUCUUUUGCGACGUCUACAACACUGAAAAUGACGUCGGCAUUAUCUAGCAGUCAGAUUACGACGAUAACUACGAUCACGACGACAACAAUGACAACUAAAGCCAACACUGAAGGUAUGACUCGAGAUGUGGAAGUAUUGACGGUACCAGAAAGCGAAUCUACAACGAUCGUAGAUAUUGAUUGACCACAAAAUGGUAUACUUUCAAAAAUGG